This is a messenger RNA of Guillardia theta CCMP2712, 828 nucleotides long. RefSeq lists its product as hypothetical. Bases 1 to 828 code for a protein of 275 amino acids. Lineage: Eukaryota; Cryptophyceae; Pyrenomonadales; Geminigeraceae. The transcript has 14 exons. The record is from RefSeq and is a predicted model, not a curated record.
AUGAGUGGGAAGGAUUCAAGGCAUGUGGCAGAAAUCGCGAUGCUCAGUUUCUAUCUCACACAUUGUGCCCCACAGUCGCUUCCCAAGGAGUUGUGGAAGGAUAAGAAUGUAUUGGAGCUUGGAUGCGGGACAGGCCUCGGAUCCAUCACAGCAUCCCUUCUUGGGGCCAAGGCAAAGCUCGUCACUGCAAGCGACCGUGACCCCGUGGUGGACGCAGCAGCCAGGAAGUUGUUGUGGACUGACUUGCUGUGGACCAGAUGGGGAACGCCAUUCUGCACGACAGAAGCUCAAUACAUGAGGGAUAUGGGACAGUGUUGGGACUCGAAGUUUGCAUUUCAAAAAGGCUAUGACGUCAUCAUCGGAGCAGACCUUACCUACUCAGCAGGAUUGAUUCCAUUGUUGGCUGAUACUCUGAAUGACUUCAGUGGACCUCAGACCGAGAUCUUAUUGUGUUGGUGCGAACCAAAGCUCUUCACGUGGAACACAGAUGUGAUGGAGGAAUUGAACAAAGAGAUCGAAUACUUCAGAUCAAGAUUCAAGGUGGAGACAAUAAGGAGGAUGUUGGAGACGCGAGAUCUUACGCCGAAUGGUAAAGCUAACGUCCUCAGCGUCGGUGCAAUGAAGAUACCAGGAAAGCCAAGGCUCUUCAAUCUCUGUGCUUUUGUUGUCCGAAGCAAUGUCCCAAUCAAGCCGUCUGAUGGAAAUACCAUGCACCUCGGUAAAGGCUUUGAUCCAGUCUUCUUCAGUGCUCAAAUUACUGCUAAGCGGGAGAUGCCCAGGCGUCGGCAGGCAGACUUCAAGCUGGUGAGGGAGAUGCCGAGGACGUGA